Messenger RNA from Dromiciops gliroides (monito del monte), 1262 nucleotides. RefSeq names its product D-amino acid oxidase (gene DAO). NCBI's taxonomy places the organism in Eukaryota, Metazoa, Chordata, Mammalia, Microbiotheria, Microbiotheriidae. The transcript has 11 exons. The record is from RefSeq and is a predicted model, not a curated record. Gene Ontology annotation, molecular function: FAD binding; D-amino-acid oxidase activity. Bases 131 to 1168 code for a protein of 345 amino acids.
CAGCCCUGGAAGGGAGUCAGUGAGGCUGCAGAAGGGAGGCUGGGACCUUGCAGCAACUGAAGGCAGGUCCUUGGUGGCCGGAUUACUCUGAUCCUCUCUGUCCCCAGGAGAUCGGGGUGCAGCCUCCACAAUGCGUGUGGUCGUGAUUGGGGCAGGAGUGAUUGGACUGUCUACCGCCCUGUGCAUCCAUGAACAUUACCACCGCACCCUGCGGCCCCUGUCCAUCGAGGUGUAUGCCGACCGCUUCACACCACUCACAACUAGUGAUGGGGCUGCUGGCCUCUGGCAGCCCUACCUCUCAGAGAACCUGCAGGAGAAGGCUUGGAACCAAAAGACCUUUGACUACCUACUGGGCUACCUCAGCUCUCCAGAAGCCAAGAAAAUGGGCCUAUUCCUUAUCUCAGGCUAUAACCUCUUCUCCAAAGCAGUCCCGGAUCCCUCCUGGAAGCACACAGUUCUGGGGUUUCGGAAACUGACACCCCGAGAGCUUGAGCUGUUUCCUGGUUAUAGCUAUGGUUGGUUCAACACUGCAUUGAUCUUGGAGGGCAAGAGCUACCUGCCCUGGCUUACCCGGAGGUUAACCCAACGGGGAGUUAAAUUCUCCCUGAGAAAAGUCCGGUCCUUUGAGGAGGUGGCAAGAGAAGGGGCAGACGUCAUCAUCAACUGCACUGGGGUGUGGGCUGGGGAGCUGCAAGCCGACCCUUUGCUGCAACCUGGACGGGGACAGGUCCUCAAGGUUUUUGCCCCUUGGGUGAAGCACUUUAUCAUCACUCAUCAUCCAGAUGCUGGGAUCUACAGGAAUCCAUACAUCAUCCCAGGGAGCCAGACAGUGACCCUGGGCGGCAUCUUUCAGUUGGGGAACUGGAAUGAGAAGAAUGAUCCCCAGGACCACAGGACCAUCUGGGAAGGCUGCUGCAGCCUGGAGCCCACACUUCAGGAUGCAGAUAUCUUGAGUACAUGGAGUGGUUUCCGGCCAGUCCGAUCCCAAGUCCGGCUGGAGAGAGAGAAGCUAUCUCGUGGGUCCUUCAAUGUAGAGAUCAUUCACAACUACGGCCACUCUGGUUUUGGGCUCACCAUCCACUGGGGCUGUGCCCUGGAGGCUGCCAGACUCUUUGGGCAAAUCCUAGAAGAAAGGAAGCUGCCCAAUAUUCCUCCGUCCCACCUCUGAAAGCGCCUGGACCUCAGCCAGCAAAGUAGAUUCUUCUCCAUCAUUCCCACCCCCUCCCCUUGACUCAAUGUAUCACCUGUGGCUUCAGACGAUC